AUGCAGCACUCAUGCCAUUUUAGUCAGCAUCCCCUAGCCUGGGAUAUCACCAUGCUAGAGGAACAUCCUUUCUUUGCUCACCCUCAUCCUCCUUCAUACAAUGACAGCUUCGAGAGCAGCUCCGGGGGACCCUCAAAAGGCGAGAAAAAGGCGUACGAAGAAAGAGCCAAAGAGGGUAUGGAAGAUGAACAUCCCGAAAAGCCAGAAUUCGGAUUCCGUCAUUCCUGUGGCCGUGGCCGUCGCGGAUUUCUUCAUCGCCAUCUUGGGCCAGGAUGUCACCUACAUCCCCACAAACACGAGCAUGACGAGGAGAAUGGAUUCAGCCGAUGGACUGAACACGAAGGACCGGGAUUCGGACAUCACCACCACCACUCUCACCACAGACGAGGUCACCCCUGGGGAAUGUUCCGCGGACUAGGACGAGGCAGAGGCUUCGGCCAUCAUUUUUACAGCUUCCACCAUAUGCAUCCCCGCUUCCGCUCUUUUCAUCACUCACACGACCCGACCAAUUUCACGCCCCCGGUCGACGUCUUCGUCACACCUACCCACACGAUCAUCCACGCAUCGCUUCCGGGAGCUCAAAGAUCGGAUUUGAGCGUUGCGUAUGAUGCAUCGCGUUCCGUGCUCCGCAUGGCUGGGGUUGUGCACCGUCCCGGAGUUGAUGAGGAGAUGUAUAGGGCUUUGCUGAUUGGGGAGAGAGGGCGUCAUUUGGGAGUGUUUGAAAGGGAGGUGCCGAUUUCCCACAAUGUUGCCGUCGAGGGGAUCCGUGCUCGACUGGUUGAUGGCGUUCUGAGGGUUGCACUUCCUAGGGUUGAGGGAGAAGUUCAACAAACCGACGAGGAGAUGGACGAGGUAGAAAAGGAGGGUGCAAGUAGUGGAUUGAACAUUGAUGGAAAAGAGGAAGAACACGAGAUGGAAGAUGAAGUUGAGCGGGAGUAUGUGAAGGUGGAUAUCCAGUGA
Aspergillus fischeri NRRL 181 is the source of this 960-nucleotide messenger RNA. Its product is annotated as Hsp20/alpha crystallin family protein. The transcript has a single exon. The record is from RefSeq and is a predicted model, not a curated record. Bases 1 to 960 code for a protein of 319 amino acids. Lineage: Eukaryota; Fungi; Ascomycota; Eurotiomycetes; Eurotiales; Aspergillaceae. Gene Ontology annotation, biological process: protein complex oligomerization; response to heat; response to hydrogen peroxide.